This is a messenger RNA of Macrosiphum euphorbiae (potato aphid), 369 nucleotides long. The record is from the annotation of a GenBank genome assembly. Lineage: Eukaryota; Metazoa; Arthropoda; Insecta; Hemiptera; Aphididae.
AUGCGAGAUGGUUUCAUACUCCAUUUAAGAUCACAUGCAGAAUUACAGGAAUCUAUUACAAAAAGAAAACAAAAGUAUGAACAAUUAGCUUUUACAUUGCAACCUUUGAUUAUUAUCAUAGGACCAACAAUAAGUGAUAUUGCUCAGUAUUUUGUCUUGGUUGAUGAUACAUAUUAUCUUGUAAACUCUAUUAUUACUGCCGUUGCCUGCUGUUUUAAAAUUAUCCAUGCUCUUCAUGCAGAGUAUCCAGUCGAAAGUAAGCCGGUUUGGUAUUUUAUACAAAAAGGUUGCUAUAAGUUAAAAACUUCUUGGGAUACAGAAUAUGUGACAGUAAAUUCAUUAAUGACUGAUCUAGAUAUUUCAGUUUAA